Molecule: messenger RNA, 879 nt
Organism: Arachis ipaensis
Lineage: Eukaryota; Viridiplantae; Streptophyta; Magnoliopsida; Fabales; Fabaceae
Source: RefSeq, a predicted model, not a curated record
CCCAUUAUUCAUGUUGUUCAACAAAGUCAUUGUCUACCUAGUAUUCCUCUUAAAAAAUUAAUGUUAACAUUGUCAACUCUUGUUCAGCAAUCCAAGAUCUUCAUGACUCCCACCACGUUCAUACAGAACUGGCCCCCCAACUAAGAAAAUCACACAUAAACAAACAAAUAAAUCAUUAAAUGUCCCUUUGAGAAGUUGGAUCGUGACCAAAAGACAAAUAAAUAAAUAUCAAAGUCAAGUGUCACAUUGAAUAUUGAAGCUGGCAUUGUUCAAUUUUAUGUUCCCAAAUGAACACACUAUAUAUUAUUAGCUCAUACUAUAUAGUAUAGUAACAGUUCCAUUGUUCAUAACUUCAUAUUGAUUCCUUACAAUUUGAAAGAAAAAAAAUGGGACUAGGAAGAAGCAGGCCACGACUGAGGUUGCGAGGUUUGUGCUUUGGUAACGCGACCCCUCACGUAAGAGCUUCUUCUUCUUCUAGAGCAGAGUUUUCGAGCAACGAUGUGCAUGAAUCUUCUAGAGACAAGGCUGAUGAAAGUGGUGUUGAAACUGGCGGCAACAACCAGGUUAUGGUGGUUAUGGAUUCUAGCUUUGAAGCUAAGGGUGCUCUAGAUUGGGCACUCUCUCGCACUAUUCAGAGACAAGACAAUGUUGUUCUUGUUCAUGUAGCCAAACCCACUAGUAGAGAAGGUGAGAAUCACAAAUGUUAUUAUAUAUUUACAAAGAUUCCAUUAUGUGUUAUUGCGAAUUAUGAGUUUUCUUAAGUAUGAAGUAAUAGAUUUAUAUCUAUGCUAAUAAUAUAGAUAAUUCUAACCGUCCUGCCAACAACAUACUAAUUAGAUCUUAUUUAUUUACAAAUAAUCAAACAUUUAAUUCAAUAAU